Sclerotinia borealis F-4128 is the source of this 1035-nucleotide messenger RNA. NCBI's taxonomy places the organism in Eukaryota, Fungi, Ascomycota, Leotiomycetes, Helotiales, Sclerotiniaceae. The record is from the annotation of a GenBank genome assembly.
AUGUCUUCUCCAAAUGAUAUCACUCUUGCUGAGUUUAACCAAACUUUGGCAAGAUAUCCUGCCUUGCUCAAUACGUAUGCAAAGGAUGUAAAGGAAGGUGUUGCUCCGCUACAAGAGCUUGAUAGAUUCAGAUACGUUGAGGCGCCAGCAAGAUUCAAGGAUGGAGCUCACAAUUUCUCUAUUGAAGAUGUCUCGAAGUUGGUUGAGUGGAAGCUUCGGCAUGGUGCCUACCGUCCAGGUUUUUUGAAGAAAGUUGGAAAAAACACCGAUGAGGCUGUAGAAGCUGCAACUAAAGAUGCUUUUGACUACUAUAAAGCCAAUCCCACCGAUAUUGGCACUGUUAUCAACAAGCUCAAGGAGCCAUUGAUGGGAAUUGGACCUGCUACUGCCUCCCUCAUCCUCGCUGUCCGUGAUCCCGAUCAUGUGACAUUCUUCAGUGAUGAAGUCUUCAAAUGGCUCGUCAAUGACGGAGAACACAAGCCAACACCAAAAUACAAUGUUGCCGAGUUCGAGAAAGUUCACGCCGCCGCAAAAACCUUGGCCGCUCGCCUUCGUGUCAACCCCCUUCAAAUUGAGAAGGUUGCUUUCGUCAUCAUUAAGGAGACCGAGCCAGUCUUUGUACCAAAGGAGAAGCCUGCCCCCAGUGGUCGUGGCCGAGGUCGUCCAGCCAAGCCCGACAGUGAGAAGAAGGUUAAGCCUCCGUCCGGACGUGGACGUGGCCGACCUGCCAGUGGUAUCGUCAAACCCAAACCUGCGCCUAAAGCUCCUAAAGAACCAAAAGCCGUCAAAGUUCCCAAGGCAAAGGCUCCAGCAGCUACUGUUGAGAAGGCUCCAGGAAAGAGGGGAAGACCAGCAAAGGCUGAGACUGAGGCUGCUGCUACACCAGGCUCGGGUAAGAAGAGAGGAAGACCUACCAAGGAUACCACCGAAGCUCCAGCAUCUUCCACCCCCGUUAGUAAAAAGAGAAAGGCAUCUGAUGAUGCUAGUACACCAGUUUCUGCGGGCCGUGGUCGUCCCAAGAAGGUCAAGGCUUGA